AAGCCUUGGUAUCAGCCAUUUUGUGUGAAGAUGUGGGUAACAAGAGUUUUACUCAGUCGAUCAACUCCUGGAAGAAUUUAUGGAGGAAAACAUAGACUUGUAAGAAAAGUCACCRCUACACAAAGAAGAAAUACUAGAGAUCGGGAAAAUACAAAAGCAGAAGUUGAAACUAUGCUGGCUACUCCUUAUCUAUCUAUUGAGGAAGAACAUGGCCACACAUCUGAGAAAAAAAGACAAGAAAGACAAGAGUUUUUAUUGAAGAGGAGACGGACAUUAGGACCAAACAUAUAUGCCAACCCAUCAACAAUAUUGACAGAUAAAUCUAAAACAAUUCUCAYUCAUCUUAAUGRAUCUCGAUAGAUAUCAAGUAAUAAUAAAAAUCAGAAAAAAAUGAGAAAAAAAACCCCUGAAUGAUAGGCAAUUAUUAACGAUAUCCUUCUACUUCUACUUCUACAUAGAUUAUUUMCAAAAUCCUAUGUGGACAUAAGGCAAAUUCCAGUGCAGGUGUCACAGAAACAUAUAAAAGUGAAUAUGUAAAAAAKAUAAAAUAAAAUCAGAAGUUAAUAAUAACUAUGUGCAUAUAAGAUUUAAAAUAAGUAAUCCAUUUUGCCUUUAAUACAACCCUGCAGUCAACUCAAUACUGCUCUAACUGUCUGAUUUUACUUAACCAGUCAUCCUCUGGCAGGGGUAUUGAAUGAUAAAAUCUGAGCCUUGCCGAGCCUUGUACAUAAUGGUCCCAGUUGAAAGAUUUGAAGCCUACCGGAGUGUUGGACUUAAUGAGAUGAUAUAAAAUAAAGAUUUUCUUGCAUCAUAAUGCCUGUAAGUAAACAGAGGUCUUCUGCAAAUGCACCAGAUGCGUCAUCAUUGAGUUUAAAUGAGCGGAUUCUCAAGGAAUGRCAUGAACUCUACACAGACGAAGAGCGAGGCCUUGUAACGAUUGCAAAAAGCCUUGGACUUGRUCUUCUUGCUCCAAGAAAGAAAAUAAACGUGGUAUUGAUUGGGAACCAUUCUGCUGGAAAGAGCUCAUUCAUUAAUUGGUACAUAGAGGAACAUAUCCAAAGAACUGGUGUUGCUAUUGAAACYCAAGGCUUCACUGUAGUUACUAGCGGAAAGAAGAGAGAGUCUCUCACUGGUAAUGCAACUCUUCAUUUAUAUCCACACUUUGGAGCACUGCGUCAGAUAGAUGGAGUGGUAGAGUAUUUGAUGACUGAAAUUUCUACAUCAAAACAGAAAAAAUUCAGCUUGAUAACAUUUGUUGAUACACCUGGUCUUGUUGAUGGUGARAUGAAGUACCCUUUUGAUGUUGAUGAAGCAAUCUUGUGGUUAGGUGGUUUAGCMGACUUGAUAUUUGUGUUCUUUGAUCCCAUUGGACAAGCACUUUGUAAAAGAACUCUAAACCUUGUUGAAAGGCUAAAUGAGAAGUCUUCUGAUCGACUCAGGUUUUACCUCAGUAAAGCUGAUACCGCUGGCCAUGAGAGUGAUAGACAGAAAGUAUUGAUGCAAAUCACUCAGGAGUUGUGUAAAAGACCAGGUCUGAAUAAAGCUGGUUUUGAUAUGCCAACCAUCUUUGUCCCAAGUCUCUUAGAAAAGCCAUCACGAUGUGCCAACCAAAUCGAGGAAGUUUGUAAAGAGCUUGAAAAAACUAUAAACCAUACAAUCCAGAAUACUUUAAAUACACUAGAGAAAGAUUGCCUCAAGAUAUCAGAUCUUGUAGAUAAUAAUCUAGUUGUAGAUACGGAAGCACGCUCGUAUAACAUGAAGGCAAGACUGAGGGGCAUUGCCUUUGGAUUUCUUGGACUCCUUCUUCCUUUUGUUUUGCUUAUCAACUUCAUAGCAAGCAGUAACAUCAGGGGACAAUUAGAUGAUCUUCUUGGUCAAGGACUUGCUGCUGGACUACGAAAAUACACUGCACCUGUUGAAGAAAUGUGGAAAACUAUUCCUAAAGAGUACCAUUACCAUGCACUUACUGGAAUGCUAGUGUUUUCAUUCUUGCUGAUUAUCAUUGCAAGGUUCUCAUCAAGUUUAAAACCUACAUUAUCAAGAAAACAGAAAAGAGCAUUAAUGGAUAAGAGAUCAUAUGUACAAGGUUAUGUCAAAGGCAAAAAGGAAAAGUUAUACAAGGAAUAUCUUCAACAAAGUGUAGGGUCACAUGACCUGUAGAUGGACCAACAUUAAAUCAAGAUUACAAGACAAUAUUGAUYCUUGAAUAUAAAUUUUAUAGAUCUUUAAGAGCUGUAGCAUCUUCUGGCAACCAUGUACAUGAAAUAUUCUGUUUAUUAUAUAAAUAUUGAAUGAUUUUCAAAAGCCUUGCGAAAUUUCAAGUUUUGUUUAGUCCAUUGAAUGAGCGAUGAUUUAGGUGAAAGAUCGACGUGGAUCUGUUUCAUGCUUUCAAUGGUAAAUUGCGGUAAUYCGGGCAGCAAAAUAUCGUCCAUCUUGUCUCUCAACAUUGCUGCAAAACAACUUGGAAAGCAAUGCUAUGAGUUUUAAUGCUGGCAAAUCAACUUGUCUCGUGACAAYAUCAUUUGUUGCAAGUUGAAAACGUUUGUUGCAGAAAUCAGAAAAUAGUUUUACUUUUUGCAACAUCUGUCGAUGUUCGUCGCGUUUAUUACUCCAACUUGUCCCGUAGCAAAAUGACAUCGUGCGAAAAUCAGCUGGCUUUAUCAGAAACCAGUGUUCACUCAACAAGACAAGUUGAUUCGCUGGCAGUAAAAUGUGRAGCAUCGAUUUCCAACUUGUUUUUCAGCAACUGAUUUUGCUCGUAUUAACGUACCUCAGAUUAAGGGUUGAUAAGCAAGAAAUUAUCAGAAAAUAUGGGCUGGUGUACACUACAAUGUAAGCAUUUGUCAUAYUAUCAACUAAGCAUUAGCACAAUAAACAAUAGAUUUAGGGAUUGAAGAGGGGGAAGAAGACAAAAGGAAAAGUUUGUUUUAAUUUUUUGACAACAGUUGUUYCUGUGCUUAUCUUACGUACCAUGCUUGAGCUAAGUUCUUCGUCUAUUCUUUUGUUCUUGACUCAUGCCUAUCUAGUUAAGCAAUAAUUUGUUUGAAAAGAACCGUAGCCGGUCUAUAGAAAGAGAAAUCAUGAAUAUAAUAUCUAUGUAAUAAAUUUUAUUUUCAAAGCAUGUUGUAAGCUGAAAAGAGAUAUAUUCGUACAGGAGCCCAGCAGGAGGCCAUAACUAGUUCCCAAACACCAUACGUAGAUGAAGGCUCCUAGGGGUUUCCGAUUCGUAAUGAUUGAACAUUUCUUAUAAAACUAUUGAAUGAAACGAUCAGUAUUUUUGUUAAAACAAAGGCGGGAGUAAACGUGACAUGACAUCAUUUAACAAGUGUGAACCACUCCGUUAACUAAACAAAAAAAUCUAAUUAAAAUGUUAAAACGCAUUUGGAUGAUAUAUGUUGUAGGGGACACAACUCGAGCUGUUGGCUAUGACGUGAUGAAGGGCGAAGUCUUUAGUGUGAACAUAGUUUAACUAUYGUGUGAAUGYUACGUGUUUCGUCGGAACGCUGAUGAUAUAACUUUUAAAGAGAUGGCCACUGACGCGUAACUCAGCUGCUUUCAUAUGCUAAUCUUAAUGUUUCUUAAGAUAUUGUACUCACGGGCCCUCACGGUGCUUCACCAUAAUAAUCAGUUAUAAAGUGCCUUCUAAAGAGUGAUUCGUCUACACCAGAAGCUACUUAGAGAGCUACAAGAAGGAUAAGGUCGAAACAUGGAAAUGGGAUCUUUGGAAGUUGGUACGAUUUGUGCAUGUGUUUUAGCUCUUGUAAUUCUAAUCGCUUUUGUACUAUAUACGUGGAUAAAAUGGCGAAGAAACCAAGUCAAUGGUCUCCAGAAGGAAUGGCCUAAAGAUCCUGAGCGYAAUGAUUUCAAACAUACUYCCAACGAUGUCCAUAAUAACUACAGUCAUGCAGUCAGUAUGAAUUCAGUGGAUGACUUGGCUGACAAGAGUGUCAUAACUGCGACGGAAAGACGUCACGACAAAGAGAGAAAAGUUUCUGAGGGAAGUGAUUGCUAUCCUUAUAAGGGAAGAAAAAGAGGAGACUCAUUUCGUGACACAAAAACACAACAAGAAACAACAUAUUUAUAGAUUUUAAAACAUUUUAAUGGAAUUGACAAGUCUAUUUUAUCAAAUCCAAAUACUGAGUUUGGUUAAAUGGGUUUAAUUUGAUUAAAAUAUAUUUUUUUAAGGACCCAAAAGGAAGGGAGGCAUACUCACCCCCAGAGCACCUUGGUCAUCAGCACAACGAAGGAAAGCGAAGGGAAGACUUAUGYACGAGGUGCUCUGGGGUGGACUUUUGGAAAGGACUUUUUAGACCRUAUAUGCAUAUUUGUCAUUUGUUCUGCURAACAUUCUUGGGAAACCCUUUUAAUAUUAUAUAGCCAUGGCAGCUUAAGUCGUAAACGUCCAGCAACUAAAAACAUGGGCGGCAUUUUCAGAGACAUUCAAUCACUCAGUUUCAGUUGGCAACUCUGACCUGUAGCUCCUCUCUUGGCUCGGUACCAGGGAAUUAUGAGGAUUAAUUGGUUCUUCCUUUUAUUUGAAUGCAAAAACGUACAAUAGUGUGCUUUCUGGUGUUUUCUGCGAGUCCUGGAGCGACAGGCUAAUCAUGCAAUUGGUGCCUAACUAGCGUGACACUUUUACAAAUUAAUCACAUGACUGGAAUUUUAAUUUUGUAAAAAAAGAACUUUAUAUUUUUUAUUACUAAUCCCACAUCUAAAAAACGAUAUAUAUUUGUAUAAAUGUAUCUGCAUAUGUCUCAAUAUUAAAAACACUGCGUAUCUGUGACAAGCAGACAAAGAUUG
This is a messenger RNA of Exaiptasia diaphana, 4800 nucleotides long. Its product is annotated as sarcalumenin. The transcript has 17 exons. Bases 814 to 2160 code for a protein of 448 amino acids. The record is from RefSeq and is a predicted model, not a curated record. Gene Ontology annotation, molecular function: GTPase activity. NCBI's taxonomy places the organism in Eukaryota, Metazoa, Cnidaria, Anthozoa, Actiniaria, Aiptasiidae.